AUUCAAUCAGCUUCCCCCAAUCAUUCCUCAACUCAACCAUGAUUCUUCUUCUCCUAUACCUUCUCAUUCCAACUAUCAAUACCGUAGUCAUUCCUAGCCCUCUAAAAUCUUCAUAUCAAUCUAUUGCUGGACAACGUGCAAUAAAUCUCGAUGUCAACGUGCGUCUACUGACUGUGUUAGCUCUUCAACAAAGUGGCUGGCAACUAUACGAAGAUCACUGGUAUAAGAUGUUUGAAACCGACGUAAUGUGGAUUCCAGCAGAAAAUGUGUGUAGAUCAAUGGGAGGGCACUUGGUUAGCAUCAAGGAUGAAUCCGAAAACCUAUUUGUACACAAACUAAGAAAGAAGAACAAUAUUUGGAUUGGCCUCAACAAGCUAAAUGAUACAUUCCACGUGUACAAGUGGUCUGAUGGUUCGGAAGCCGAUUAUCUCAACUGGGCAUCUUCACAGCCAAAUGAGCCAGAUGUUGAUUGUGCCUACAUGGCAUUUCAUCAAGAACAAAGAGGCACUUGGUUUGAUUACGGUUGCCGUGAAAUGUUGCCACAGUUUUUUGUAUGUAAAUUGCCAAUGCCAUAAUGCCAAAAUUUCCUAUCACUAAAUUAGUAUUUCAAUAAAUGAGUUUUUUUU
Molecule: messenger RNA, 626 nt
Organism: Caenorhabditis elegans
Lineage: Eukaryota; Metazoa; Nematoda; Chromadorea; Rhabditida; Rhabditidae
Gene: clec-178
Product: C-type lectin domain-containing protein
Exons: 3
Coding region: 39-575 (178 amino acids)
Molecular function (GO): carbohydrate binding
Source: RefSeq, marked reviewed